Dama dama (fallow deer) is the source of this 2501-nucleotide messenger RNA. RefSeq names its product mitogen-activated protein kinase kinase 1 (gene MAP2K1). Lineage: Eukaryota; Metazoa; Chordata; Mammalia; Artiodactyla; Cervidae. Gene Ontology annotation, biological process: protein phosphorylation. The coding region runs from base 403 to 1584 and encodes 393 amino acids. Gene Ontology annotation, molecular function: ATP binding; protein kinase activity. The record is from RefSeq and is a predicted model, not a curated record. The transcript has 11 exons.
CCUCCCCCGCCCUCCAGUCCCUCUCUGGGACUGCUGCGCUGAGCCGCUUGGAACGCGGCAGUGGCGGCGGCGCACUUUCCCGGGCUGUGGCUGGAGCAGCGUUGUGGUGCGCGCGCCGGGGGACCGGCUGACUGAGGGAGAGCGGGAGGGAAUCCCGAGCUGCUGAGCUGCGCCGGCGGGGAAACCCUUCGGUUCCCUGUGCAUUGAGCAAGUGGGCCGGGGGUUCCCCCAGACGGCCACUGGCUCUUUGGCCCUGACGGGACCGCGCAGGGCGCGCCCCCCGAAGGCAGCGUCCGGGCUUGCGGCCCUGACUUGGCCCCGCGAGGCCGGCGCGGGGCAGCUCAGAGGGAGGAAGCUAGAGGGGCCGCCCUCGGAGUUGGGAGCGCCUUUCCUGGGUCCAAAAUGCCCAAGAAGAAGCCGACGCCCAUCCAGCUGAACCCGGCCCCGGACGGCUCCGCGGUUAACGGGACCAGCUCGGCGGAGACCAACCUGGAGGCCUUGCAGAAGAAGCUGGAGGAGCUGGAGCUCGAUGAACAGCAGCGGAAGCGCCUCGAGGCCUUUCUGACCCAGAAGCAGAAGGUGGGGGAACUGAAGGAUGAUGACUUUGAGAAGAUCAGUGAGCUGGGUGCCGGCAAUGGAGGUGUGGUGUUCAAGGUCUCCCACAAGCCGUCCGGACUCGUUAUGGCCAGAAAGCUAAUUCACCUGGAGAUCAAACCUGCCAUCCGGAACCAGAUCAUAAGGGAGCUGCAGGUUCUCCAUGAGUGCAACUCGCCUUACAUCGUGGGCUUCUACGGGGCGUUCUACAGCGAUGGCGAGAUCAGCAUCUGCAUGGAGCACAUGGAUGGGGGUUCCUUGGAUCAAGUUCUGAAGAAAGCUGGAAGAAUUCCUGAACAAAUUUUAGGAAAAGUUAGCAUUGCUGUAAUAAAAGGCCUGACAUAUCUGAGGGAGAAGCACAAGAUUAUGCACAGAGACGUCAAGCCAUCCAACAUCCUAGUGAACAGCCGUGGGGAGAUCAAGCUUUGUGACUUUGGGGUCAGCGGGCAGCUCAUCGACUCCAUGGCCAACUCCUUCGUGGGCACCAGGUCCUACAUGUCGCCAGAGCGACUCCAGGGGACCCAUUACUCCGUGCAGUCGGACAUCUGGAGCAUGGGGCUCUCUCUGGUUGAGAUGGCGGUUGGGAGGUAUCCCAUCCCUCCUCCAGAUGCCAAGGAGCUGGAGCUGAUGUUUGGGUGCCAGGUGGAGGGAGAUGCGGCUGAGACCCCGCCCAGGCCAAGGACCCCCGGGAGGCCCCUCAGCUCUUAUGGAAUGGACAGCCGACCUCCAAUGGCAAUUUUUGAGUUGUUGGAUUACAUAGUCAAUGAGCCUCCUCCAAAACUGCCCAGUGGAGUAUUCAGUCUGGAAUUUCAAGAUUUUGUGAAUAAAUGCUUAAUAAAAAACCCCGCAGAGAGAGCAGAUUUGAAGCAACUCAUGGUUCAUGCUUUCAUCAAGAGAUCUGAUGCUGAGGAAGUGGAUUUUGCAGGUUGGCUCUGUGCCACCAUCGGCCUUAACCAGCCCAGCACGCCCACCCAUGCGGCUGGCGUCUAAGCGGUUGGGAAGCACAGUCCCUGCCCAGGGGCAUGCUGCGCCGCCUCCGGGCGGCCUCCCACGCCUGCCUCUGUUCAGACGUGCAUUCACCCAUGACAAAGGACGAAGAACACAGCAUGUGCCAAAAUUCUAGUCAUGUCCUUCUCAAUAUUACCAUCUUACUCUUAUUACUGUUGUUACCCCCUAAGUGGAUUGGCUUUGUGCUUGGGGCUAUUUUUGUGUAUACUGAUGAUGAAAACAUGUGCAAUGUUGAAUUACAGUGAAACUCUGGUGACUGUGGGUAGUCAUUCUUACUGAAAACUGCACUGCUUUCCCACACCAUGAACUGGCUGGUCGCCUCUAUUUUUGGGAUUCUUUGACACUUGGUGGUACUUCAUUCUUGCCAGGCAUACCUUCUGACUGAGUAGGAAGGGGCCUUGUAAGAUCCUUCACAGGCAGUGCAUGUGAAGCAUGCUUUGCUGCUAUAAAAAUGAGCAUCAGAAAGUGUGUAUCAUGUUAUUUUAUUAUGUUCUUGCUUUUGGUGUAGAAUUCAGCCAUUUUCAUCAAAAUCUAGCCAGAGCCCUUCACUGCCAUGAUAGCUGGGGCUUCACCAGUCUGUCUACUGUGAUGAUUUGUAGACUUCUGGUUAUAUUUCUAUAUUUAUUUUUAAAUAUACCGUGUGGAUAUUUAGUGCUGUCUCUCUAAGUUUGGAUUAGUGUUUCUAAAAUGGUGGAGUUACUCUGAAUGUUACAAAUGGAUAAAGGCAUUAAAAUAAAGGAGAUCUACCUUUCACCAAACCCAAGUACUGAUGCUACUGCAAACAACCCCGUGUACAGUGCCUAAAAACUAUGAAAAUCCUUUUACCAUCUUAAUCCAGAUGUCUGACAAACCUAAUCUCUUACUCUAAUAAAUGUACUAUCAAAUUCAAAGGAUAAAAA